Lonchura striata (white-rumped munia) is the source of this 1641-nucleotide messenger RNA. The record is from RefSeq and is a predicted model, not a curated record. Lineage: Eukaryota; Metazoa; Chordata; Aves; Passeriformes; Estrildidae.
AUGACCUCUGCCCCGGCAGAGGCGGAGGCUCCCGGGAGGCCGCGCCGGUGCUCGGAGCGGGGCACAGCGUGCCCGCCCGUGGGGGCGGCUGUCACGCACAGGUGGCGAGCUCGCGUGGGUGCGGGAGCGCGCGGGAGCGCGGCGCUGCGGCUGCCCGAGCGCCGGUGCCGUGGGAGCGCCGGUCAGCGUGUGCGCGGCCGCUCCGUGCCCGGUCCCGCACGCGUGGGCACCCGGCCGCUCCGUGCCCAGUCCCGCACACGUGGGCAUCCCGGCCGCUCCGUGCCCGGUCCCGCACACGUGGGCACCCGGCCGCUCGGUGCCCAGUCCCGCACACGUGGGCACCCGGCCGCUCCGUGCCCGGUCCCUGCCUUCCCAGUCCCGCCGGUGCCCGGAGCACCUGCUGUGCGGGGCGGCAUCCCGCGGGUCCCGGCUCACACGGAUGCCGGGUCCCGGCGGUUCGGGGCCGCGGGUUCCGGCGGUUCGGGGCCGCGGGUUCCGGCGGUUCGGGGCCGCGGGUUCCGGCGGUUCGGGGCCGCGGUGCCGCGGAUCCCGGCUCACACGGAUGCCGGGUCCCGGCGGUUCGGGGCCGCGGGUCCCGGUUCACACGGAUGCCGGGUCCCGGCGGUUCGGGGCCGCGGGUCCCGGCUCACACGGAUGCCGGGUCCCGGCGGUUCGGGGCCGCGGUGCCGCGGGUCCCGGCUCACACGGGUGCCGGGUCCCGGCGGUUCGGGGCCGCGGGUCCCGGCUCACACGGAUGCCGGGUCCCGGCGGUUCGGGGCCGCGGUCUCUCGGCCGAGCUCUGCCCGGCAGCGCACGUGCAUCCCCUCCGCCCCUCCCGUUCCCCUUAAAGGGCCCGCAGCGCCCCGCUCGGGCCGCACGCUCGGGCCGCGCUCACCGCCGCCCGCUGCCUCCCCUCCUCGGGCGGUGGGUCCGCCCGCGGGGCACCCGUGCUCCCCCCAGGCCGGCGUUGGUUCGCUCCGCGGGGCGGGGCGGGGCGGCGGCGCCUCCCCCGACACGGGGCGCCGGUGGGAGCGGGGCGGGGAGCGCAGCGCGGGGGGAGAUAAGCGGCGCCGAGCGGCCGGGCGGCGCUGGAUGGAGGCUCCCGCCCGCCGGGACGCCCGCCCCAGCCUGGAAUGUCCUGGCGAGCCGCCGCCGAGCGGCACCGGCACCAGGACCGGGACCAGGGAGGGGGCGCGGCGGAGAGGUAACGCGCGCGCUUCCCGCCGCCGGCGCGCGCUGAGGGGGGCGCGGGCGGGCGCGCGCCGGGAGGGGCGAGCGCGGCUCCUCCGUGAGGGGCGAGCGCGGCCGGGGCGGCCGCAGGUGGCGGCGGCUGUCACCGCGCGGUGCCCGUCCCGCUCCGCGCGGUGCCCGUCCCGCUCCGCUCGGUGCCCGUCCCGCUCCGCUCGGUGCCGGUCCCGCUCCGCUCGGUGCCCGUCCCGCUCCGCUCUGUGCCGGUCCCGCUCCGCGCGGGGCCCGUCCCGCUCCGCUCGGUGCCCGUCCCGCUCCGCUCGGUGCCCGUCCCGCUCCGCUCGGUGCCGGUCCCGCUCCGCUCGGUGCGCGGGGCUGAGCCGGUGCACAGCGCUCCGGCCGGCGGGACGAGCCCUCCGAGCCGCCCCAGCCCUCCGAGCUGCCCGGCGCUGA